UCAGUUGCCUCAAGCUCUUUGUUAGAAAAACUGUGUGGGGAGUGGAGGCCCGAUAAAAAAAGAAAUAGAAAAAGUGACAGCUCUUGAUGAAUACGAAUACGUAUAGGUAUUGUAUUAUAUUAUAGCUCUAGCAAUAGCUCUAGCAAUAGCAAUGGACUUGUAUUAUCGACCCGGAUCUGCGCCGUGUCGGGCGGUCAUUAUGACGGCCAAGGCAAUUGGCAUUGAGUUUGAUAAGCUGAUUUUUAUCAAUACACGCGCUGGGGACCAAUUCAAGCCGGAGUUCCUGAAGGUGAAUCCACAGCACACGAUACCCACGCUGGUGGAUAAUGGCUUUGCGCUGUGGGAAUCGCGUGCCAUCAUGGUCUACCUGGCGGAGCGGUAUGGCAAGGGUACGCCGCUCUAUCCCCCCAACAUUGAGCAGAGGGCGUUGAUUAACCAGCGCCUGUACUUCGACAUGGGCACGUUGUACAAGAGCUUUGCGGACUACUACUAUCCGCAGAUCUUCCAGCAGCAGGCGCCCAAUGAGGAGCAGCACAAGAAGAUCGAGGCGGCCUUUGAGCUGUUGGAUGGCUUUCUGGCGGAUCGGAGCUAUGUGGCCGGCGAUUGGCUGACUCUGGCCGACAUCUCGAUUUUGGCCAGCGUUUCGACCUUCGAUGUGGCGGGCUUUGACCUGAGGCGUUACGGCAACGUGGCCAGGUGGUACGAGCUGGCGAAGCUGAACACACCUGGCUGGCACGCCAACUGGGCCGGCUGCCUGGAGUUCCAGAAAUACUUCCAGAAAUGAAAUAGCUAGUAUGAUUCAAUUAAAGAAAGCUUCGUUUAUUGCA
Molecule: messenger RNA, 827 nt
Organism: Drosophila navojoa
Lineage: Eukaryota; Metazoa; Arthropoda; Insecta; Diptera; Drosophilidae
Product: glutathione S-transferase 1-1
Biological process (GO): glutathione metabolic process
Molecular function (GO): glutathione transferase activity
Source: RefSeq, a predicted model, not a curated record